AUGCCUGAGGGCACGCGCUCCCAUCGUAAGGGUCAUUACUCCUGCGACUUUUGCCGAGCACGUAAGCUUCGGUGUGAUAGACCGCUGCCGUGCACGAACUGCGUGUCGCGAGGGAAGACAUGCCAUUUCGGGCCUUCUGCUGGUCAACAUACUCGAGCGCCUCGCACGGUCAUCUCACCUGCAGUUCCUGCUCAACACCAGCAGCAAAUAGUCUCAAAUCCCACUCCCCCUUCUCCUCAACUGCCCUCACCCCGGCCGUCUGGCCCAGACCAGGGAUUACUAGCCGAGAUACAGGCAUUAAGGAAGCUAGCCCACGACUUGGAGAAACGGGUCGUCCAGAGCACUGGCCGCCAACCCGAGAAUGAUGGCGGUGACUACUCCCUGUUGCCUCCACCUACCAGCCCCGAAUCGUCUCGCGUGGACAUGGGUGUGGCUCCCACGUCCGGUCUCGGACAGGUCAGCCAGGUAGUGGCACAUCUCGAGCAUGUGUCCAUGGUGCAGAACUCCCAGGAACCGGUAUACGGCGAUGAUCUAGUGUUUAAGGUCGAGCGCAUCAGGACGAUCCCUCGCGCACCCAGUUACACGGUGCAACUGGGCAAGCUAACACGCUGCGUCUGGCUGCCGCGGCAUGAGGAGGCCAGGGUACUUCUAGACAAGUUUGUCACCAAUGUAAGCUACAUCCACCACGUGGUACACCAUCCCUCACUGCCGGCCAUUAUCGAUACCAUCUACCGUCGUAUUAGCGACCAAGCGCCUGUAAAGCCUGGCCAUCUUGUCCUUCUGCUCAGCAUUGUCGCCAGUGCAACGCACGUCUGGACAUCUCAUGAUAAUACCGAUGAUGAAGGCUCUCUCUUCUCGUCCUCAGCCGAGGCCAAUGCACAAACGUCCUUCUGGAUCAAGGCGACAUACGAUGUGCUCAACGCCGGUCAGAACUAUCCAGCACUUAUGCUUGAGACCAUCCAGGGAAUCAUCAUUCUCUCUUUCAUCGUCUGCAACCUGGAGGGCGUCUCACUGCGCUAUCGAUCCCUCAUCUCGACAGGCUCUUAUUAA
Aspergillus bombycis is the source of this 1050-nucleotide messenger RNA. Its product is annotated as Zn(II)2Cys6 transcription factor. Gene Ontology annotation, molecular function: DNA-binding transcription factor activity, RNA polymerase II-specific; zinc ion binding. Lineage: Eukaryota; Fungi; Ascomycota; Eurotiomycetes; Eurotiales; Aspergillaceae. The record is from RefSeq and is a predicted model, not a curated record. Gene Ontology annotation, biological process: regulation of DNA-templated transcription. The transcript is spliced from 2 exons. Bases 1 to 1050 code for a protein of 349 amino acids.